AUGUCUUGUGAUGAUGGUUUGGACUGGAAGAAGUUUAUAACUUCUCAAUUUCAAAGCAUUUGCACGGAUGACAAAUUACCUUUCAACGAGUUAGAUCCAGCGUAUCAUAAAUUAAUUUCUUUUAAAAACGAAAGCUCGAAACAAGAAGACUUGUCGGAACAAGAAUUAUUGACCUCCAUAGAAGGUUGGUUUGAUUCCCAACUCUUCUCAAAGAAACAGAUUUUAUCAGCAUGUAAUUUACAACAUCAUCAUGAUCAAUUAAAUUUACGACUAAUUGAUCAUUCCGAAGGAGAAAAUCAAGAAAAGCUGCUACAGGACAUGAUUUACGAAACUGUAAUUAUUCAAUAUUUGAAUCCUUUAUUUCAAAGGUUGCAUCAAUAUGUAGAAAAUAAUUAUUCCAAAGAGCAGAUGAAGAAUCUUCUACUUGGUCCAUUAUCUCGAUUUCUAGAGCUUUCAUUAGAUACUUCAGAUUCAAGAUUGUUAUUUGAAAAUAUUAUUGAUUUACACUAUUCACCAAAUAGAGAAGACAAAUUAUUAGCAUUUUUGAUUUGCAUUCCAUGGUUGGAAACUGGAAUGAGAGACGCUUUGUUUCUGUACGAUUGUUCAACCUCAAUUGAUAAGGUGAAAGAAAGCUUGUUGAAUAGACUCGCUACUUUCAGUGACAUGCUAGGAAGUGAGGAUCUAAUAGCAAUUUAUGGAGAAAAUGCUGCAUUUAUUUUGAAAUUGUGCUAUGGAAGUCAAAACACUUUAAAUUUAAGAAACGUUUCAAUGCACGGGUUUAUAUCCUCUCAUAAUUUUGAGCCAUACCACACAUCUUUCCUAUUAUUUUUAAUGAGUCACUUAGGAUUCAUUAGGACCAAAUAUUAUGAGUCCACUCUUUCACACUUUAACGAAAAGCAAAAAGGAAAAUUGUUACUACGACUGCAAGAGAGGAAAAUAAGUUCAACCCUUCAAGAAAAGGACAGACACACUCUUGGACUUUUUGAGCAAUCAAUUUCCGUUCUGGAAAUUCCACAUGAAGUGUCAACGGUUCUCUCCUCUGUUUUGCCUUUAGAACUGGAUUUCUUGCAAAGAAUGAAGUCUGUCGUUCCGCUGAUAUCCAAGAACGAGUGGAAGUUAGUAAUCGAAAGUUAUGUAAAAUAUCAGCAAGGUACUUCUCAAUUUAACAUUUAUGCCACCCUUUCAAGAAUAUUUCCAAUUUUUGAGGCAUUUCUUCGUAGAUUAUUUGUGUUUUGUAACAUUGUUAGCGAGGAUAAUUAUGACUUGCGAUUUAGAAUGCUACAAGUGGAACGAGCUAGAUCUCUUGUGAUAUUUGACACCAUAUUGAGCAACAACCCAAACGACUAUUACAACAUUGAGGAAAACAAACUCUUCAGGGAGCUGGCCGAUAAUGAAAUUCAUUGUCUUUAUGAUUUAUUCAAAUGGCCUCAUGGAGUCAAAAUUAGAACAUUUAUGGCACAUGGAUGUAUUCAUUGGGAUUGGAUUCCUAAACACUAUCUAGACAGGCUAAUGAUGUUGAUGAUUCAUCUCGUUCACAAGUAUUCUCAACCACAGAAAUCAAUAUCAAACACUGUGAAUACUUGUAGUCAAUUUAUUGAAAGUUAUUCUCCUUGCUUUCACCCUCAGAAACUGCUGAAAGAUGAUAUCUUUAGAGCAUGUGGUCAUUUACAACAAGUCGAGUGUCUUGGAGAAUCUCAAGAUUUUUGCGAAAUGAUACAAUAUUUUGGCCCAACGGAGGUAGCCAAAAACGAAGCCAUUGUUAAUAAGCACAUGGAUGAAAAAUUGAAUACCUUAAUUGGUAAUGUCAAGCAGUGCUUCUUUGAAUGCAGGCAAAUCAAUUAUGAACACAAGAACAGCGCUGUCUCCUCAAUAAUUAUUCAUGUGUUGGAAAAUUUUGUGCGAUUCGAUAUUGAAGAAAUAUCAGAGAAAGAAUUUAAGUUGUUAUUGCUUGCACGUCGAAUGGCCCAAGAAAUAUCUGCCUGUCUUCAGUAUUUGAGUAGUUCCAUCCUUUCGAAAUGGAAAAAAAUACGGCAGCUGAAUGUCACUCAAAAAACAACAUUAAGAAGUAUUGUUGAGUCGUUGGAUCGGCUGCGAACAGCAUGCGAAUUUUGCUUGUUCAUUCAAGUAGGUGUAUUACAAAGGAGUUCGAAUGUGAGCCCUUUUAUAGCUGGGUGUGACAGAUUUUUAUCUCAAUUAACUGCUGCUUUAACAAAAAGCCAAAUCGCAAAGUGUUACGAAAUAAUGUUGGCGUUUACUUUUACUGUGGAUGAGAUCGAACAAUUUGGUUCUGAAAUUUCGCUUAUUCAUCUCAAAAACAAAACUUUGAUCAAAAGCUUGUAUCACAAGCAAAAAUUGUAA
This is a messenger RNA of Naegleria lovaniensis, 2358 nucleotides long. RefSeq lists its product as uncharacterized. The record is from RefSeq and is a predicted model, not a curated record. The transcript is spliced from 2 exons. The coding region runs from base 1 to 2358 and encodes 785 amino acids. NCBI's taxonomy places the organism in Eukaryota, Heterolobosea, Eutetramitea, Acrasida, Naegleriidae.